AUGGUUUCUAUGCAGAAGUCGGAUAGGUCAGAAUUUUUAAGUCUUUUCUACCAAAGAUCCAUCUAUACACUUGUGAAACCAAUGAUGGAUAAUGUCAAAGGAGGAACGAUCAAACGAGAUGACUAUUGUACCGCUAAUCGCCAAUCGUUGGUUGUUCGAUUACUGUGCUUUUGCAUCGAGCAUCAUUCAUUUUCAAUGCGGCAGCAUUGCAUUUCGAACGAUUUGCUCAACAAAGUGCUUGUUCUCCUUCAAAGCAAGCAUCAUUUCUUGGCUUUAGGGAAGAAAGCCAUGUUGGUGCUCAUGACGAAGCAUCAGCUGGAUCCUCUUAUUAUCUUAUACGUUUCAGCUGCUUUAAAAAUGCUGCGCACAGUGUUGGCAGUGAAGGACGAUUUCUAUAAUCGGUACAUCGUCAGAGAGAAGGUACUGGAUCGUGUCGUUGAGUGUUUCGUUCGAAACGGUGCACGGUACAACCUUUUGAACUCGGCAAUGCUAGAACUCUUCGACUAUAUCCGAUCGGAGGACAUUAAACCGCUGGUCAAAUACACAGUAGAGAACCACAUGUCCUCAUUUGAAGACGUGACCUACGUGAAGUUAUUCUCCGAGCUGAAGAUACGCUAUGAACAACAGCGCGAUCGUGAGAAUUCGGCGAAGAUAACCGCUGACGAGAGAGUGCCAAGUCCGGCAGCGUUCGCUAAAGAGCGGCAGGAAGAGCAGUGGUUCGAUGGCGAGGAUGAUGACGCAACCGAAUGCAAGAAAGAGCCGAUUGAAGAAGACUGGGAUAGAACCAUGUUCCCUUCGGUACUGAAACGGAAGAAUGCGUUCGAUGAGGACGAUGGAGCCGUGUUCAGCGGUCAAGUUGCACUACUGACACCAGUGAACAUUGUGACUGAGAAGAAAAUCGUUAUAAAGGUGGGCGAUCGGUCUCGAACUCCAUCGCCGUUAGGUUCACCUCUAUCAUCAACCCCGCCUCCACCGCAAGCUCGUGAAGAUGAAGUCUCUUCUUCGCAAAACAACAGCAAGGAGAAUAGUCCAAUGAGCAUAAAG
Messenger RNA from Ostertagia ostertagi, 1044 nucleotides. The record is from the annotation of a GenBank genome assembly. NCBI's taxonomy places the organism in Eukaryota, Metazoa, Nematoda, Chromadorea, Rhabditida, Trichostrongylidae.